This is a messenger RNA of Eremomyces bilateralis CBS 781.70, 1608 nucleotides long. RefSeq names its product amidase. Lineage: Eukaryota; Fungi; Ascomycota; Dothideomycetes; Eremomycetales; Eremomycetaceae. The coding region runs from base 1 to 1608 and encodes 535 amino acids. The record is from RefSeq and is a predicted model, not a curated record. The transcript has 4 exons.
AUGUCUAACCAGGGAUGGGAAGCUAUUGCCGCUGCAAAGCGAAAGGCGCUAUCUGACAGUAUCCCCUCGGAAUGGCGUAUCCCAGCCGACAUCUUUCCGGCCGAGACACAAGAAGAUGUCACUGGAUUCCCGAAAUCCUCGGGCUGGUUUACGGAGAAAGAGCUUGAGAUUACCGGUAGCACGGCGACACAGUUGCUCCAGAAACUCGCCUCAGGGGAGUUGAAGAGCGAGGAGGUGACAAAGGCGUUCUGUAAGAGGGCGGCCGCUGCUCAUCAAUUGACAAAUUGCCUAUCCGAGACGCUCUUCGCGGCAGCCCUUGACACGGCCCGUUCGCUCGAUGAGCAUCUCGCACGAACAGGCAAGCCUAUCGGUCCGCUCCAUGGUCUGCCCAUUUCCUUGAAGGACAACUUCAAUUUGAAGGGAAUUGACUCCACGGUCGGAUUCAUUGCCUAUGUCAAUGACCCGGCCAAGUAUGACAGUGUCUUGGCGGAGAUCCUCCGCGGGGCUGGCGCCGUGUUCUACGUUAAGACGAAUGUUCCAACGGCCAUGAUGAUCGCAGAAUCCGUUAAUAAUGUCUUUGGCCGGACCGUCCACCCUAGAAAUAGGAACCUCACCAGUGGAGGCAGCUCUGGUGGUGAGUCCGCACUCAUCGCGUUCGGAGGUAGUGUAGUCGGCGUCGGGUCCGAUAUUGGUGGUUCGCUCCGGAUCCCAGCCGCUUGCACUGGUAUCUUCACACUUCGUCCUUCAUCAGGACGAUUCCCAACCACGCGGUGCCGUGCAGGGUUGGCCGGCCAGGAAGCCGUGCUAAGUGUGAACGGUCCCAUGACACCAAAUCUCAACGAUCUAGAGUUGUACUGUAAGACAGUGGUUGGCGCAGAGCCUUGGAUUUCUGACCCUCGCUGCAUUCCGAUUCCAUGGCGGAGUGCCGAGCUCCCCCAGAAGCUGAAGAUCGGAGUGUUGUGGAAUGAUGGAAUGGUCACGCCAACUCCCCCCGUCAAGCGAGCUCUCGAGCACACCGUUCAGAAGUUGAAGGCAGCUGGCCAUGAACUGGUCGACUGGUCCCAUGAAGACCAUGCCGAGUUACUCAGCGUGCUCGCGCGGUCGUUCGUCUCUGAUGGAGGCAAAUCGGUCAGAGAAACGCUCAAGGGGACUGGUGAGCCGUUCCGAGAAGAGAUGUCCGCGUACGAGCAGGCGAAAGAAGUGGGGGGAUAUGACAUGUGGCAACUUCACAUCCAGCGGAACGAAAUCCAGAAGAGAUACCUGGACCGUUGGAACAACGCUGGUAUCGACGUGCUCCUGCUGCCUACAACCCCAUUCGCAACGGUGAAGAACGGCCAGUUCAAGCAUGUUGGAUACACGGGCGUUUAUAACGUCCUUGACUACGCAGCCACAUCAUUCCCGACCGGCCUCUCAGUGGAUCAGGAUGCCGACAAGGCGACCGGUGCUGGUUUCAAACCCCUCACUUCAAUUGACGAAGAGAUCAAUUCUGAAUAUGAUGCUCAAGCUGUUCUUGGCAUGCCCAUUAGCUUGCAACUCGUGGCGAGACGGCUCGAAGAGGAAAAGGUUAUUGAGGCAACCAAGGUUGUCCUCGACGCCUUAUCUAAAUGA